This is a messenger RNA of Nanorana parkeri, 2139 nucleotides long. It is a transcript of the gene PRCC, whose product is annotated as papillary renal cell carcinoma (translocation-associated). The transcript has 7 exons. The record is from RefSeq and is a predicted model, not a curated record. NCBI's taxonomy places the organism in Eukaryota, Metazoa, Chordata, Amphibia, Anura, Dicroglossidae. Bases 70 to 2094 code for a protein of 674 amino acids. Gene Ontology annotation, cellular component: nucleus.
GACGGGAGUUGUAGUGUCGGGGGCCGGCGUCACGUUGUUUUGGCUGGCGAGCGGGAGGCGUCGGUAGUCAUGUCUCUGGUGGCUUAUGCUAGCAGCGAGGAGAGCAGCUCGGACUCGGAGACGGCACCGGAAUCCCGGACAGAACCUCUACCCCCUCAUCCUCCGGGUCAGGCCGAAGCCGCGGCCUAUCCUGCCCCCUACAGCCGCCAGGGGGAGCAGCACAGCCCCGGCUACUAUGGGCCCCCAGGAGGGGUGUACGGCCUGCCCUACCCGCCUGGAUACGGGCCUCCUCCUAACUAUGGACCUUCGUCCUAUGGGGCCCCUGUCUACCCUGCCACUCCGGGGCCCCCGGGAUAUGGUGCCUAUAACAGCCAGGGGCCAGGGCCUGGCAGCUACCCCAACAUGGGGUACAGUCCUGCAGGGUACCCCCCACCUGGCAUCAACCUGCCCCCAGCUCAUGGGGGGCCAUCUGGAAUGAACCUACCACCCCCACAAGGGGCAUCCGGCAUGAACUUACCUCCCCCGCAGGGGGCAUCCGGCAUGAACUUACCUCCCCCGCAGGGGGCAUCCGGGAUGAACCUUCCACCCCCGCAGGGGGCAUCUGGGAUGAACCUGCCACCGCCACAAGCUGGCCAGAGUAUGAACUUACCCCCUCCGCAGGGUGCCCAGGGUAUGAACCUUCCUCCCCCACACAGUGGGUCUGGUAUGAACCUCCCCCCGCCCUCGGGCAGCCCGAAUAUGAACCAUCCGCCAAUGCACGGUACCACGGGACUGAAUUUGCCGCCCCCCCAGGGUGGCUCCGGACUACACUUGCCCCAUCCCCAGAACACACACGGCAUGAGCAUGCCUCCUCCCCAAGGCGGUCACGGACUGAACAUGCCCCCCCCUCAGGGUGGCCAUGGAAUGAAUCUCCCUCCCCCGCAGUCCAGUCCCGGACUCUCGUCCGGCGCGGAGCCACGCAUGCCUCCCCCCAAACCUGCCGGCCACGGACUGAACCUCCCGCCCCCAGAGAGCGAGACUUCUGGAAAUUCCAAGCCCAGGAAGCGGCCGGAGCCCGUGAGGAUCAGCGUUCCGGAGCUCCGCGGUGGUGGAGAUUCGGAUUCAGAGGAAGACGAACCAUUCCGGAAGAAAGCAACAAGUCAGGCCCCCAAGGAAGGGUUUGGAUUGUCCUCCUUACUCCCUCAGCCGAGGAACGCCCCUGGGGGAGACCCCAAACGUCAGCUCCUCCCCUACAGCUUCACAAGGAAACCAUCCAAGCCUCCCAGCGAAUCAAAACUCCCCAAGCAGAUGUCCAAACCCAAGCUGAGCGCCACCCCCGAGGUCUCCCACACCCCGUCCCCCUCGGCCAUCAAAGCCGCCGCCAAGAACGCCGCCCUGCAGGUCACCAAGCAGAUCACGCAGGAGGAGGACGAGGAGAGCGACGAGGAGUUCCAACAGGGCAACUUCUUCUCCCUGACGGACAACAACGAGGCGGCCAUGGCCCCCCCCGAGACCUAUACCUACCCCCUCCCCCCGGCCACUGAAGAUGCCCCCCCAGAGGAAGAUCCCGCCCAGGUACAAGACGACGCAGCAAAUGCCCCUCUGGAGUUCAAGACGCCGGCUGCUCCGAACCCCAACCAACCGUGGCCGGCCGUGUCCACCGAGGAGUACAGCAGCCAGUAUCAGGACUACAGCAACCCCCCCACAUCGGCGUACUAUCCGGAGUAUUACAGCGGCGGGUAUUACCAGGAGGCGGAGCAAUCUUCGGACGCCCAGGGAGACUCCACGGCGAGCGGCUCCUUCAUGGACGACGAAGCGUUCAAGCGCCUGCAGGGGAAGAGGAACCGCGGGAGAGAGGAAAUCAACUUUGUGGAGAUUAAAGGCGACGACCAGCUGAGCGGCAACCAGCAAUGGCUGACCAAGUCCCUGACCGAGGAGAAGAACAUGAAGUCCUUCAGCAAGAAAAAAGGAGAGCAACCCACCGGGCAGCAGAGGAGGAAGCACCAGAUCACCUACCUGAUACACCAGGCCAAGGAGCGGGAGCUGGAGCUGAAGAACACUUGGUCCGACAACAAGAUGAGCCGGCGACAGACGCAAGCCAAGUACGGCUUCUAGCGGAGGCCGAGCGCCGACAGGUGACUUCCCGCCAAUCACACGAGU